GAGGAAGCUGGACCCGAGGAGAAUAAUUCCACAAUCAUUUGCGUCGUCCUAGCAGAACUGGGUGCCAGUGCACUAGGCAGUGAUGUCCUCAGUAGUGCCUCUCAACUCAGACCUUGAGGACCUGAGACCCACGUCACGAGGGCUCACCUUCAUCCCCAGAGUCAGAAGCGUCAGUCGUACACCCAGAGGAGACUUUCAGAGGAAGAAUGGCCUGAAAUCUGAUUCCGCCUCCUCUGUGCAGUCAGUGGCAGAUGAAAAUCUGUCUUUAGCAGACAUUGAGAGCAUGCUCUCACAGAAAGUGGAGGGCAGGAGGGAUGACCUGAAGGCAGCUUUCAAAGUCUUUGACCAGGAGGGCAGUGGCACUGUCACCAAAGGGGAGUUUCGCCGGGUCAUCGAGAGCUUCCUUGUGCCACUUACACAGUCUCAAUUCGAAACCCUUUUGGCAAAGGUUCCAAAGAGAGGAAACAAAACUAUACCCUAUAUGGAAUUCCUACAACAAUACUGCAAGCACUUGUCAGCACCAAUUAGGUAUUAUGGCAUCUCUUGAUACAGAAUUCCAUCUGUGAGUGGCAUUUCUCGGAGCUGGGUACUUGGAGAGCUGCAGUGUCGUCUGAAGGAAAAGAUAGGAAGCAAUUUAAAAAACAUCACAAGGGCAUUUCGUCUGUUUGAUUAUAACCGUGAUGGGCGGAUCCAGCAGCAUGAGCUGAGGAGGGUGCUGGAGAGUUACUGCUUUCCUAUGAGCCAACAGGAGUUUCACAGGUUAUGGUCACACUACAGCCCAAAUAACUCACAGACACUGUCUUACAAGGAGUUUCUUGAGAGGCUUGGUGCUGAUUGUGAGAAAUACCGGAAGAUCGCACCCGACUCUGCAAAACUUGCUUUGAACUGGGAUGCAGUAAACCAGUCUAGAGCAAGACCCAAAAGCAGGACAGCAGCUUGGACGUCGUCAGAAAAGGCUGGGAAUACUUUGGAUGAAGUCCAUGCCAAGUUCCUAAAAAAAAUGAGUGUAAACCACCUUCUUGUGGAGAGAGCGCUUCAAGCAUUUGACAUUACCGACAGUGGUGUUGUCUCCCAUGACGACUUAAGGGCUGUUGUGAGCAGUUUCCUUUUUCCAAUCGAUGACAGCACUUUUUUGAGUCUCUUAAGCAGGUUUGGACUGAACUCUGUUGAACGUGUGGAGUGGAGAAAAUUCAUUAGUCUAUUCAAGGAAGAAGAGCAGGUAUUACCUGCAGGAAAAGAUGCAGGUCCAGCUACCCAUGAUCUGUUGAGUAUUAAUGAAGUUCUACCUAGGCUACAACAAGAAAUACUUGAGGUGUAUCCUCUUCUGAAGAAAUCCUUCCAAGUCUUUGAUGAGAAAAGAAGUGGACUGGUCAGCAGGAGUGAUAUGCGACGAAUUCUGCAGGGUCUGAUUUUUAGUCUUACAGAUGAGCAGUUCAGAGGGCUGAUGAAUCUUGUCCAUGCGCCGCAAUCAGGAGCCAUUCCCUACCUGCAUUUCCUGGACUUUUUCUAUGAGAAGAAGCUUGCAGAGGUAGAAGGGAUUCUUAAGGAGAAGCUAUCUGAGCAAUACGAUUUAUUGAUGGCAUCUCUAAACCAGGCAGACCCAGCUCAGAGUUGCACUGUCACUCCUGAAGACCUCAAGAAGCUGGUCGAGCAGUAUGGACUAGUGCUGUCUGACAACCACUUUGACAAACUCUGUAAACCAUUUAUGGACUCUGGAAAAGUGAAUUACAAGCUGAUGUUGACAAGCCUUGGGAUCUCCAGGAGGAGCGGCGAGAUAAAGAGUGCUAACACAUAUCUCAGCCCUAUUCAAAGAAAUGAGAGUGCUUGUCGACUGCAUGUGGGGAACAUUAAAGGGCAGGCAGUGGCACAGGUCAUUCUGAGGAUGCUCAGAGACAGGCUGCAGAUGCGUGGUCUCACACUCCAGCAGUGUCUGAUGGCCACGAGCAGAAGCUCUGAAGGGGUGUUGGGCCUAAGAGAGCUCCAGAAGAUUCUGAAUGACUGUAGAGUUUCCAUGCAAGUGUCACAGUUUCAGACUUUCAUCCAAGCUCUUGGUUUCUGUGAUGGGCAGAUCUCCUUUGCCAACUUUGUAGCCAAAUAUGAAGAUGCCAUAACAAAACAAAGCAAUGAAGAGCAAAAAAGAAAGUCAAAUAAUAUCGAGGUCACCAGCUUUAUGUCUGCAGAAGACAGUUUCAGUCAGCUUGAGAAAAGAAUCAAAGAAUGCCAUGGGGAUGUUUUAACAGCAUUCCAUCUGAUGGACAGAAACAGAGAUGGGCUAGUGAACCAGAAUGACUUCAGAGUUCUGUUUGACAGCCUUAGCCUCAUCACUAAGGAAAAAGAAUACCAGAGACUGUUGGAUAUACUGGGCUUUAAGCCUGGCUCCACUUUGAACUACACUGAAUUCUACAGCAAAGUCUGCUCUGCCACCAGGACUGAAGUACACCUAAUCUCUAACAAGACAGCUGAUCAGUUGCUUGACAAUACAUGCGAGCAGGUCCAUGCCCACCUGGUGGCCACUGCACACGCAAACUUGUCAGAGCUCACAAAGGCUUUUUGUCAAUAUGGUGAAGAUGGUGAAAGCUUCAUCACUAAGAAUGAUCUGAAGCAUAUCCUCUAUAAAUACUACUUACCCAUUACUCCAAGACAAUUUGAGAAAAUAUGGGCAAGGUAUGAUGAGAAUGGCAAAGGCUAUAUCACUCACACAGAGUUCCUGGACAAGAUGAACAUCAUGCCGUGUACACGGAUCGAGUCUCCAGCAGAACCCACCCCUCUCACAGAGCCCACACUGCACAAGCUAAAGCAAUGGCUGAAGCUCAACUUUGAGGAUGUGCGCAGGAGUCUGGUGGCACUGGAUAAAAGGAAUGACGGUCAUGUGACAUCAGUGGACUUGCUGUCUAUGUUACGCAGAAAUGGCUUCCAGAUAGAUGAGUACCAGUUAUUGCAUCUAAUUAACAGUCUUGGGCUUCAAGUUUGUCACAAUAAGCUGCUUUAUCUUCAUUUUCUGGACCGUAUGUCUGGGCCUGUAGUUGAUAGCAGGUCUGUCAUGAUGUCUCCAGUUAACUCAUUUUUGGGGUCUCCUGUACCAGGAGAGAGUAUAGAAGAUCUCAGCCCUGAGAGAGCCUUACAGAGACUGCAAAAGGUGGUCACCACCUCCUCAGAUACUCUCUCCAAGGCUUUCACAGCAUUUGAUAAGACUGGAAAUGGCAAGAUAGCACAGCGUGACUUCCGGCGGGUGCUAGACCACUUCUGUGUCAGGCUCUCGGAUGUGCAGUAUAGAAGGCUGCUGUCUAAACUGUCAGUCAGAAACGGAGAGGAAGCCAUAUUGGACUGGAAGAAGUUUCUGCAAACAUUUGACCUUUGCAACCAAGAGACAUCUGAAGAAUGGGUUGAGAAAAUUCACAAGGCACGCUUCCCUAACCAGACCUGUCCUCUGCCAAUCAGUGAUAUUUUAGGGCGGAUCCGAGAGGUAGUCUCCGCCCGUCUUUACACCAUCACCAAGGAGAUGGUGGACAUAGAUUAUGCCAGAAUAAAUGCAAUCUCAAGAGAGGAUUUCAGGAACAUUUGUGACCACCACUUCCUGAGACUCACUGAUGAUCAGUUUGAAAAGCUAUGGAAAAUGCUACCAGUCAAUGCCUUUAACAACCUGGAUUACUGGGAGUUCCUCAAGAAGUUCACUGGAGAGCCCCAAGAAGCAGAAACAGCAAGAGGAACAUCAUCUCCAGACUCUGCUGGUCAAUCAGAGAGUUCAGCUAAUGUUGUCCCUUGGCGGCCAAAGACAGCAUACUGCACCCUUGAACAAAACAAGUCACUAGUUCUUGAGCAGCCCAGGCGUCCGUCCACGGUGUGUGAAAGGUCUGAGGUGGCCCUGCUGCGGGACUGCGAUGCCGUUGAGAGGAGACUGCGAUCCCAGAUUCAGAGCUGCUGGAGCGAGGUUCAGAGGAGGUGCAAAGAGGCCGACAUAGAGAGGAGCGGCGAGCUCGAUACAGACACUUUCUUAGGCAUAUUGAAGGAUCUCCAUAUUAACCUAUCCAAGUCCCAGUUUGAGCAGCUGUCCAAGAAGCUUAGCAUCACAAGCAAGGGACAUCUCUCCUACCCAGAAUUCCUGCAGCACUUUGUGCUCAUGCUCAGACCACAGGCCAGUAUAUGCACCAGCAGGCUCAAGAUCCACGUGCCCAGAACACCGAUGAGUGCUGGGCACCUAAGCAGGCAGUGCAUGGAUGCCUUGCUCAUGCUGUGUGCUCCUGUACAGCUCUACUGGAGGUCCAUGAGGCGUGCGUUUAUCUCUCAUGACAAAGAGCGCUUAGGGAAGAUUUCUCUUCAAAACUUCAAAAAGGUUUUGAAACAGCACAACAUUCAUCUCUCAGAGGAAGAUUUAUUUCAUCUUACAUCCUUCUUUGAUAAGAACAUCUCAGGAAAUAUAUCAUACAAUGAUUUUCUACUAAUUUUCCAAAAAUAA
Molecule: messenger RNA, 4453 nt
Organism: Electrophorus electricus (electric eel)
Lineage: Eukaryota; Metazoa; Chordata; Actinopteri; Gymnotiformes; Gymnotidae
Source: RefSeq, a predicted model, not a curated record